AUGGCCGCCCAAGCAUCCCUCCUCAACAACCCCAACGCCUCCAAAUGGGACAUUAUCCUCAUCCAAGAACCUCACAUCAAUUUUCUCCGCAACACCUCAGCAAACCAUCACUGGCACGUCAUAUAUCCUACUCAGCACUACACCCAUCUCCGUCAACGUACCCGCGCUAUAACCCUCAUCAGUACCCGCCUGGACACCAACCUCUGGAAACAGAUCCCGCUGCCUUCCUCCGACAUCACUCUCCUUCAACUCUCUGGUCCUUACGGCAAAUGCACGAUCUUUAAUAUUUAU
Messenger RNA from Suillus plorans, 291 nucleotides. RefSeq lists its product as uncharacterized. The record is from RefSeq and is a predicted model, not a curated record. The annotation marks the transcript as partial. The transcript has a single exon. NCBI's taxonomy places the organism in Eukaryota, Fungi, Basidiomycota, Agaricomycetes, Boletales, Suillaceae.